AUGUCCACAACACAACGAAGUGAGAGUAUGAAUGCGUUCUUUGACAGAUACGUGCACUCAAAGACCUCUUUGAAGCAAUUUGUCGAACAAUAUGAAAGAGCACUACGGAGUAAGGUUGAGAAAGAGUUUCAAGUUGAUUUUAAAUCAUACUCGCAAAUGGUACCAUGCGUGACGAAUUAUGAUAUCGAAAAGCAAUAUCAAAAAGUUUACACUAUCACGAAGUUCAAAGAAGUUCAAACUGAGUUCAUUGGGAAGGUAUACUGUGACAUCAUAUCAGUUUUAGAGGGAUGUCCAAAUGCGAUUUACGAAGUUUGGGAGGAUGUCCUACUAUAUGGCGAGCAUAGGACGAAAAAGAUUUUUUCGAUUUCAUUUACGAGGGAUACAUGUGACAUUGUUUGCAGCUGUCACUUAUUUGAGUUCCGAGGGAUACUUUGUAGGCAUGCAAUCGCUGUAUUGAUCCGUAAUGAUGUAACAAUACUGCCUAAUAAGUUUAUACUGAGGAGAUGGAGGAGGGAUGUAAGUAGAGCACAUACGAGAGUUGCAGUUCACUAUGACGGGUUGAUCAGUACUCCUGCACAGAUGAGGUAUGAUGAAAUGUGUCAGGCAUUUUCGGAGGUGGCGGAUCUUGUUGCGGAUGAUGAAGCCCGAGCACGGGCGGUAAUGGAGUGGAUAAAAGUUCAAGUGAAGGAACUCAUACUGACAAAGUCGAGUAAUGGUGCUCAUCGAAAUGAUGUAAUAUCUCAUGGGUCGAAUUCUCAAAACCAUUUCGCCGUCAAUGUAGUAGAUCCUAUAUUGUCGAAAAGGAAGGGUGCGCCAAGGAAACUUCGACAACGAGGCCCGUUGGAGUCGAGUUCGAAGAAAGUAAAGGUAUUUUAUUCUCAUAGCCUACUAAUUGAAACAAAGUUAGAAUCCAAAUUCUCAUAUACGCAAACGAUGUACAUGCAGGCAAGUUCGAGUUCAGGAAAAGGCAAGAGACCAAGAGUUAGACACAAUAUUGCGGAUGAAGGCGUACCUAAUGUUGAGCAUCUCAACAGUGCUCAUCGCUGA
Messenger RNA from Olea europaea var. sylvestris, 1047 nucleotides. RefSeq names its product protein FAR-RED IMPAIRED RESPONSE 1-like. NCBI's taxonomy places the organism in Eukaryota, Viridiplantae, Streptophyta, Magnoliopsida, Lamiales, Oleaceae. Gene Ontology annotation, biological process: regulation of DNA-templated transcription. The transcript has a single exon. The record is from RefSeq and is a predicted model, not a curated record. The coding region runs from base 1 to 1047 and encodes 348 amino acids. Gene Ontology annotation, molecular function: zinc ion binding.